AUGAUAGCCAGCUUGUUGCUCACAGUGACCGCGGCCGGCGCGAUGGCCGCAAGCUCGCUUGGUAGCACACCCCAGAUGGGAUUCAACACCUGGAAUUCAUUCAAGGCGAACUACAACCAGAGCAUCAUCCACGAUGUCGCAGACCUAAUGGUCUCACUCGGGCUCAAAGACGCGGGGUACAACUAUCUCCUCCUUGACGAGGGCUGGUCCGACAUGGAGCGCACAGACGAAGGAUACCUACAAGCGAACCGAACAACCUUCCCCGACGGGAUCAAGCCACUGGCCAAGCGGGUCCACGAGAUGGGAUUGAAAAUCGGUCUCUACGGGGAUAGCGGGAUCCUCACCUGCGGAUUUCGGCCGGGGAGUUGGGGAUAUGAAGAGAGGGACGCGAUGACUCUUGCGGAGUGGGGCGUCGAUUACUGGAAGUACGACAACUGCGGAGGAUUCCAGGCGAUGACUCGCGUGCCCCAGGAGAGGUUUCUGACCAUGCAGAAUGCGCUGCUGCGGACGGGGAGGGAGAUCUUCUUCUCUGUGUGCGAGUGGGGGUUCCAGUUCCCGUGGCAUUGGGGUGGCGGUAUUGGGCACUCGUACCGAAUGUCCGGCGACAUCACAGCUUCCUUUACGAAUGAAACCGACUGUCCGUGCAAAACCGCGUACUGCCUUAAUACAGGCUACGCGGGAUGUUCAGUCACCACUAUCCUGCGCAAAAUGCGAGAAAUCAGUGUCUACCAAGAGCGCUCGCACUGGCUUGACAUGGACAUGUUAGAGGUGGGAGUCGCCAACAUGACCAUCCACAUGCAACAGACGCACUUUGCGUUUUGGGCAGCGUUGAAGUCACCGCUUAUUAUUGGAGCGGAUCUGCGCAGUCUGGAUAAGGAAAGCCUUGAGAUAUUAAAGAACAAGGAUAUCAUCGCCUUGAACCAGGAUCCAUUAGGCCGUCCGGUUCAUUUCAUUGAAAACGCAGGGGUCGAAGGCUUCAUUCAAGUCUGGGCAGGGGAGCUGGAGGAAGGACAUGUUGUUAUGGUCUUUAACGAGAAGAGUUAUCCACAUGACGUUUCCAUUCCACUCGCGGAGCUGAAUUUGGGAAUCAACUACCCCGUACAUGCGAGGGAGCUGUGGUCUGGCAAGUCUUGGGGGUUGAUUUCAUCUAUCGAGGCGACUCUUGAGGGUUAUCAGACUUUGGUUUUCAGACUUACAUAG
Messenger RNA from Aspergillus puulaauensis, 1200 nucleotides. RefSeq names its product glycoside hydrolase family 27 protein. Bases 1 to 1200 code for a protein of 399 amino acids. NCBI's taxonomy places the organism in Eukaryota, Fungi, Ascomycota, Eurotiomycetes, Eurotiales, Aspergillaceae. Gene Ontology annotation, biological process: carbohydrate metabolic process. The transcript is spliced from 2 exons. The record is from RefSeq and is a predicted model, not a curated record. Gene Ontology annotation, molecular function: hydrolase activity, hydrolyzing O-glycosyl compounds.